Molecule: messenger RNA, 762 nt
Organism: Maylandia zebra (zebra mbuna)
Lineage: Eukaryota; Metazoa; Chordata; Actinopteri; Cichliformes; Cichlidae
Product: dual specificity protein phosphatase 13B
Biological process (GO): protein dephosphorylation; negative regulation of MAPK cascade
Cellular component (GO): cytoplasm
Molecular function (GO): MAP kinase phosphatase activity; protein tyrosine/serine/threonine phosphatase activity
Source: RefSeq, a predicted model, not a curated record
AUGAACCACAUCUGAAAGGCUAAAGAGGGAAGUGUAAUUCAUAAAACCACCAAGAAGAGGCCCAGAGGAGGGCAACGACCACUUCUUUUCUUAAUGAAAGGUUGUAAAAGCAGAAGUGGAGAAUUCAGACAUGCCCAGAGGCCUCAGCUGCCUGGCGAGCCCUGAGGGGGCAGAAGGCCGGUAUGAAACCCCCCCAGCUUCAGAGCUUCAGAGACUGAUGUGGACAAAAAAAGGGACCAGUAACCAUCUGGAUGAGGUUCAUCCCGGGAUCUACAUCGGAGACAUGUACGCAGCCAAAGACAAAAGGACUCUCCAGGCUCAUCGCAUCACCCACGUGCUUAAUGCAGCUGAUGGGAAGUUCAAUGUGAACACAGGGCCCAGCUUCUACCGAGACACCGCCAUCACUUAUCAUGGAGUCGAAGCUUUUGACAUGCCAUCCUUUGACUUGAGUCCCUUCUUUUACCCAGCGGCCAAUUUCAUCAAGAGCGCUUUGAGCUCUCCCACAGGUAAAGUCUUCGUCCACUGUGCAAUGGGCCUCAGCCGCUCAUCCACCUUGGUUCUGGCUUACCUGAUGAUCCAUGAGAACAUGACUCUGGUGGACGCCAUCAAAGCUGUGGGCGCCAACAGGAACAUUUCUCCCAAUAACGGGUUCUUGGAGCAGCUCCGAGCACUGGACACAAAGCUCCACUGCCAGGGAUUAUCCAGGAGCUUCAACGGGCGGACGUAAAAAUAAAAUCCUUCGGCCCAUAAAUUUGGAUAAUA